GGCGUCUCUUGGAUUUGAGCACUGCCUAGUCAAUCCUUCCAACCGAGCACACGGUGGGAGAGAGGCAGAGAGGCAGAGAGGGUCUUCAGUUAGUUACCUUCCCUUUUCUGAGCUGAUCAGUUUUCCCGUCUAAAAUUUUCUGAUUCUUGGGGGUUACGCCACUAUGACGAGGAGCAACUUCCUAUCCCUGUUUCUGAUUCCUCGGACUAUGAAAACAACAAGAUGUAAGGACAUGUAUUCUCGUGAUGUCCUGAUUGGCUGCUUCCUGGUCUUGGAAUUCAUGCACUCAGGAGUUUCGAAGGUAGCAGGUGGACAAUGCUUUCCUGGACUGUUCAUAUUCGGAGACUCCAUGGUAGAUGUUGGAAACGCCAUUGCAGCGUACCCUGACAGAUUUUCCAGGAUAGAACAACACCCGUAUGGAGUGGAAUGGCCUCAGCAUGGAGCGGAUCGGUUCUCGGACGGUAAACUGUUCGGGGACUUGUCAGCGUGGGCGAUAGGGCAUAGCCCAUCAAGUGCGUAUCUGAGAAGCGUUCAAACUUUGCUCUACUCCGGGGCCAAUUUCGCUGCAGCAGGAUCUACAGUCCUCGAUGAAUAUCCCCCACAUGCUCUGUCCGAUCCCAACUUUGUCUUGACCAGGACGCCCUUCACUCUGGAGACUCAGGUCCAGUGGUGGCAGCGAUUCAAAGUGCGGGUUUCGUUUUCUCUGACCUCAGGCCAAGGAACCACAACUCUGAUACCAAGCGCAGCGUUCAACAGGUCUCUGCACCUCGUCCUUAUGGGAGCAACUGACUACCUUUUGCAGUAUACCGCAUCUUACUCAGAGCAUAAAAUAUUGGCCUCGGUGCAUGUUAUUGUGAGCCGGAUUGCCGCUAAUUUGGAGACUCUCUACAAAGACGGAGCGCAAACCAUUCUUGUCAUAAAUCUGCCUCCUUUGGGAUGCACACCAGCCUUUCUAUCCAUGAUUCCUGGACAGAAAGGAUCUAGUGAUUACGAUUCAUUCGGAUGCCUCACAAAAGUCAAUACCGCCAUUUUACGCCACAAUCAAUUGUUAUAUCGUGCCGUUUCUAGAUUACAAAAGAAGUAUCCUGCUUCCAAAUUCGUGUACGCUGACUUCUACCAAGCCGCUUACGAGAUUGUAAAAGAUCCGCAUCACUAUGGACUGGACACGUCGACGUUAAUGACUGCAUGCUGUGGUGUGGGUGGAGCGUACAACUUCAAUCCAAAUGCUACUUGCGGGAGAACCUGGCUUGAUGGCAAGGGUGCUGCGCAUAAUGUUACGACUUGCCAGGAUCCAUCGAAGCAUCUAACUUGGGAUGGAUACCACUUCUCGCAGGCUGUGACUCGUAUUGCAGCGCUUUCGUUCUUUCAGGGAAAGCAUGUCUACCCCUCAAUGGGUCUGCUGCCUAACAAUUGCCAAGCCAACUUCACAAUGUUCUGGGCAUAUAAUGCCACGGCUUCGCCGCAUUGAUAGCAACGAAAUCGAUCGAGUACAGUUGAAUUUAUUCGAACUGCCUUCUCCCUCGCAGACUUGAGUGGUCCAGGCAUCAGCUUGGCAGCGGUAGCCCCGCCCAAUGAGGUUGAUUUUCUCUGAGCUAGCAUGUAUAAACAUCCGAGUGCCGAUCGGAGGAGGGUGCUUACCAAGUUUCAUAAAAACUAUGCAUGUAUGCACUGAUAUUAUAAACGCGAAGACCCUCAAGGAGGGUUUUCUUCUGUAUCAGCCUCCUUUAUCAACCUGCCUGGUGUGAGUAACUGAACAAGAAACUUUGCAAUGCGUUGGAGCCCAGAAUGGCCUACCAAACCUGCAGGUUUACUGGCCUGCUUGAAAAUGCAUAUACUUCGCUUGAAGGCAAAAGGAG
Molecule: messenger RNA, 1856 nt
Organism: Marchantia polymorpha subsp. ruderalis
Lineage: Eukaryota; Viridiplantae; Streptophyta; Marchantiopsida; Marchantiales; Marchantiaceae
Source: the annotation of a GenBank genome assembly